Molecule: messenger RNA, 1614 nt
Organism: Rotaria sp. Silwood1
Lineage: Eukaryota; Metazoa; Rotifera; Eurotatoria; Philodinida; Philodinidae
Source: the annotation of a GenBank genome assembly
AUGAACGUACCAUGGCUUGAGACAGAAGUACAGCAAGAGCUAACUCGUGAGAAAUUUGCAGCAUGGAGAGCUACUUUUACAUCGAAAGAAAUUCAGCUACAACGAACACUUGCUGCCGAACGAAGUAUGAAUAAACGAGCUACUGCAUCACCAAAACAAGCUGAAGAACAGCGCGUGAAAGUUUUCGAAGCAGUUCAAUGGCUUAGACAGAAUAAUCCUCCAUAUCGUAAUAUUACAAUUAAUCAAUCAAUAAUCAACAAAUUACCUGACGAUGAUGUACCGGAGUGUUUGUGGGCGACCAUGGAGAUUUCUACUAAUGUAGAAGCAGUUGAAAAUGAAAGAGCAAGUUAUGUUCCUGAUCCGUUGAUCAAUGCAUCUAAAUUUAACAAUACAACAGCUAUACCCAUAAUCUCAAGUGCUAUGUUAGAUGUCAAUGGUACCAAAGUGUCAUCGAAUGACGUUGCAGAACAUCUUUUACAACGAAUCAAAGCACAAGCGUCAGAAAAAACAUACGAAAAAGACACCGAGCAUAACUCCUCACAAGACAUUGUUUACAUAAUUUCUUGUGGCAACAAACCAGCUAAUGAAUAUUCUAAUCCAAACCUUUUAUUAGGAAUCUUUCCCACACUAUUUCCAUAUGGACGUGGUGGGCUUGAUGAUGGUUUUCGGCCGAUUCGAAUCAAUUUUCGUGAGCACCUAAGAUAUCUUCUUUCGUAUGCAGAUCACCGCUUUGAACAAAACUACUCAUUUAUAUUUGUUGUCUUCAAUAUUUUACAACAUCGAACAGCAUGUUUCCAUGCCCAAUUAAUGACAACAAGACCGUGGUUUCAACAAUCUGCACAAGUUCUUAACUCAUUGAGUUCUGAAGAUGUAGCAGGAGCCCUUAUUAAUAUCUCACAAGCACCUUAUUCAAAAGUUACUGACGAGAGAAUAAAUCCGUUGAUGAAGCAUACCAAAAUUAUUGGUGGUCAUGUCAUGGGCUCAGCUUUUUCACGAUCAGCUCUUCAUGAAGCCAACGACGGAACAAGUGCAACAAGUGACAAGAGAACAUUAAACGGAGGAACUGAACCGAUAGCAAGUGAAGUUAUACUAGCAUGUCUCCCAACGGCAAAUCCUGCGUUGGAAAACUUUGGUCAAACCUCUAGCAAAGAUGUAGUUCAAUUCGUCGAAAUCUGCAAUAUUCACAAGCAUUCUGCUACUUGCUAUAAAUAUUCUAAAGGCAAAAAUAAUGGUUCAAAAAUUUGUCAAAUGUGCAUGCCACGUCCACUAGCGAAGAGCGAAAAUAAUUAUGGUAUCAUACACGACGUCCAUACAUUUGUCGUAGCUCGCGAGCAUCAUGCGGCCAUGAUUAAAGAAUGGAAACGUGAUAUUGAAGCCCGACGAGAUGAAACAAGAAACUAUUUAAUUAUUGCAGGUGAAGAUACUCUGGAAGUACGAGGUGAUGAAAUACAGAUUGAAGUCGUAGGUACUGAAAUUCCAACGAACCCCAUUAAAACGAAAGUUACGAGAGUCCCACCGGUGACUAUAACCAAUUCAAUCUUAUUUCCAACAACACAAGAUAUUAUCAGACAAUUUACACUAAAUACUCAGCAAAAAAUGCUUUCAGGAUUAUAA